Eptesicus fuscus (big brown bat) is the source of this 1843-nucleotide messenger RNA. It is a transcript of the gene TNFRSF1B, whose product is annotated as TNF receptor superfamily member 1B. Gene Ontology annotation, molecular function: tumor necrosis factor receptor activity; tumor necrosis factor binding. Gene Ontology annotation, cellular component: membrane. Bases 82 to 1470 code for a protein of 462 amino acids. The transcript has 10 exons. Gene Ontology annotation, biological process: regulation of T cell cytokine production; negative regulation of neuroinflammatory response; intrinsic apoptotic signaling pathway in response to DNA damage. The record is from RefSeq and is a predicted model, not a curated record. Lineage: Eukaryota; Metazoa; Chordata; Mammalia; Chiroptera; Vespertilionidae.
GAGCGGAGCGGAGCGGAGGAAGCCGCGAGGGAGCCUGGGCCACCGGCCGGACCCCGCCGCUCGGCCGCCGCCACGCGUCCCAUGGCUCCCGCCGCCCUCUGGGCCGUGCUGGCCUUCGGACUGCAGCUCUGGGCCGCGGGCCACGCCGUGCCCGCCAAGGUGGCAUUCACCCCCUACGCCCCGGAGCCCGGAAGCGUGUGCCAGCAGAGAGAAUACUAUGACGAGAGGGUCCAGUUGUGCUGCAGCAUGUGUCCUCCUGGCUACCACGUCCAGUCCCACUGCACCAAGACCUCAGAUACGGUGUGUGUCCCCUGCGAGGACAGCAUGUACACCCAGCUCUGGAACUGGGUGCCCCAUUGCUUGAGCUGUGACUCCCGCUGCAGCUCUGAGCAGGUAGAAACUCAAGCCUGCACUCGGGAGCAGAACCGCGUGUGCGCCUGCAGGCCAGGCUGGUACUGCAUACUGAAGAUCCAGCACAGGUGCCGGCAGUGCGCACAGCUGCGCAAGUGCCCCCCUGGCUUCGGUGUGGUCACACCAGGAACCGCAACAUCAAAUGUGGUGUGUGCUGCCUGUGCCCCAGGGACGUUCUCAGACACGGCGUCAUCCACAGACACCUGCCGGCCCCAUCGGUUCUGUGAGUCGACGGCCAUCCCUGGCAAUGCAAGCAGGGACGCGGUCUGCAAGUCUGCGCUCCCCUCCCUGCGUGUGACCACAAGCUUAGCCCUCGAGCCCCAGGCAGCGUCCACGAAAUCCCAACCCAUGGAGCCCACGCCAGGACCCAGCACAACUGCCAGCAUGUCUCUCCUGCUCCCUGUGGUCCCAAGUGCCCCGGCCGAAGGGCUCAGCACCGGGAACAUCUCUCUUCCAGUUGGACUCAUUGUGGGUGUGACAGCCUUGGGACUACUGCUGAUAGGGCUGCUGAACUGUGUCAUGAUUGCCCAGAAGAAAAAGAAACCCUUCUGCCUGCCUGGAGACGCCAAGCCUCACCUGCCUGCUGAUAAGGCCCAAGUUGCUCCUGGCUCCGAGCAGCAGCACCUGCUGACCACGGCGCCCAGCUCCAGCAGCAGCUCCCUGGAGAGCGCGGCCAGCGCUUCGCACAGGGGGACGCCCACCAGGAACCAGCCGCAGGCACCGGGCAGGGACCAGCCCAGUGGGUCUGGGGAGGCCCAGGCUGGCUCCGGGAGCUCAGAGUCCUCCCCUGGCGGCCACGGGACCCACGUCAAUGUCACCUGCAUCGUGAACGUCUGCAGCAGCUCUGACCACGGCUCGCGGUGCUCCUCCCAGGCCAGCUCCACGACGGGGAACGCGGACUCCAGCCCCUCCGGCUCCCCGCAGGACGAGCACGUCCCCUUCUCCAAGGAGGAGUGCCCUGUGCGGUCCCCGCGCGGGGCCCCCGAGACUCGGCUGCAGAGCCUGGAGGAGAAGCCCCUGAACCUGGGCGUGCCUGACGCCGGCAUGAAGCCCAGUUAACCAGGCCGGCAGGGGCCGAGUCGCCGCUGAGUGAGCUGGCCUCGGGGUCUCCCUGGCCCCCACGCCCAGCACUCUGGCUCCUUCCAGACCAAGUUCCUUUAAUGGCCUCCACAACCUGGCAGGCAAGGAGGAGGCAGGGAGAGCCAGAGAACCCCUCCGGUCAUGGACAUCCUUCUCCCAAGGCUGGCUGGACAUGCUGGGCAGCCCGGCGGGGUCCCUGCCACUCCGAGCUGCCCCCUCGCUGGGCUGUGGCCCUAGCUUCUGAAGCCCUUGUUUCAUCCCUGGGCUCUGGCUCCCCAGGAGGUUCCAGCGUCCAGAGAGGCGGUGGGGGAGGAGGGCGCUGUGGGAGUCAUCCAUGGGGAAGGGGCAGCCC